AUAGCUUACGAGAAGCGUUUGGAAUGCGCAUGUCAAGUAUACCACUGGCGUUUCACAGACUUUAAUCGUAUAUAAGCGGCAGUAUUUUCACACGGCUCCAUUCGAGAAAAUGUCAAACCUACAGUGAAAAAAGAAGAAGACACCAUGGCAAAUAAGAAGACAUCAUCUACCCGCGGACGAAGAAAAGGAAAGAGGACUCCAUCAUCAGCCGUUGCUAAAGCUGACGAACAACGUGUUUGUGCACCUGCAGAUGUAGUUGAACCAUCUGAUGAUGAUGCACUUAUUCCUGAGACAUCUUUGAAUAAUGCGCGACAUGUUCCUGAGCUCUCAAAAUCUCCAACACAACCUUCCCAAGACUCCCAUAAUUCAUCAGCUUUAUCAUCUGAAACCAUUGAUGACUUCACCUCCUUCCGGCGGGCUGAUAGCAAGGAGAAAAAUAAGAGGAAGAGGGCGAAGAAAACCCCUACAACCUCAGCGCCACAGAAGAGGAGCUGAUGCUGGAGUUUAUCAUGGACAAUCCUGUGCUGUGGAAUGUGAAGAUGACAGAUUAUAGGCGGAAAGACAAGAAAGAGAAGAUCUGGGAAGAGCAAGCACAUCAGAUGAACAAGACUGUUGACAUCCUCAAGGGCUGGUUCAGAUCGUUGCGCGACACCCAUACGCGCCUUGACAAGAAGAAAAGCGGGGAUAGUGCUCCAAACCUGACUGAGAGAGAACAGUGGAUCCUCUCAAAGUUUGCCUUCCUGAAGACUGUCACUCGCCACCGACCGGAGCCCAUGCAGAGUGUGAAGGAAACCAUCCAGCUUCACAGAGGAGAUCUUAAUGCUGCCGAGAGCGCCUGCGCUGAUAUGCAGGAUGUCUUAGAUGAAGUCACUCCAAUACCAUCAUCUACCGCUGGAAGGUCCCACAAGCGACCUCAGGACACAGAGAGUGACGUCCUUGAGACUCUACAGAAGAGAGUUGCUGAGUCUGGCACCAUCCUCAAAGACAUCUACAAAGCCAAACAACAGCCCAUUACAGCACGAAGUGUCUUUGCAAAUUAUGUUAAAGAGAGCCUUUUGACUAUGUCCAAGUCGAAGUACAAGAAGGCAAGGUCCUCCAUCAAUAGGUUAUUGUCUGAACUCAUGGAUGAGGACAGCGAUGAUGAAUUUCCAAGUGCAAUGGCGGCUCCAUCUAUCAAAGUUAACCAACAAGGGAUCCCUUCUCAACCACCCCACGAUUUGCACCCCACUACAAGAAUUCCCUUCUGUUCAUUUAGAGCAUCAGCACCAUCCUUCUCUGAGCAUUAUCAGAAACCCAGCAACAUGCCUAUAAAUAUGCCUCCGGCACCGUUGGUGAGAGGCUCUCAGCCCGUGGAGUACAUGCAGUUAUUUCAGUAUCCGCAUCAUCACAAGACUACCACUAAACAACAGCAGAUGAUUCCUCCUUCCCAACAACUUGCUGAGCAACCGUUGCAGCAAGGCCCGGUUCGUGCCUCUUUGGCUUCUGCAACAGAGUUAAUAACGAAAACGUCUAGCCCAACGCCGCACAGUCCAAGCUCAGCCUUUGAACAAAGUCACCCGAACAUUACUAGUCUUUCAGGAUUUCGAGAAAUCAUGGAAUCUACUGAUGAUAUUGGAUUUCAGGAUGAGGUUUUCAACCUUCGACCACCAUCGUGA
This is a messenger RNA of Dendronephthya gigantea, 1655 nucleotides long. RefSeq lists its product as uncharacterized. The coding region runs from base 495 to 1655 and encodes 386 amino acids. The transcript has 2 exons. Gene Ontology annotation, biological process: regulation of transcription by RNA polymerase II. The record is from RefSeq and is a predicted model, not a curated record. NCBI's taxonomy places the organism in Eukaryota, Metazoa, Cnidaria, Anthozoa, Malacalcyonacea, Nephtheidae. Gene Ontology annotation, cellular component: nucleus; transcription regulator complex.